This is a messenger RNA of Echinops telfairi (small Madagascar hedgehog), 3155 nucleotides long. It is a transcript of the gene PKNOX1, whose product is annotated as PBX/knotted 1 homeobox 1. The record is from RefSeq and is a predicted model, not a curated record. Gene Ontology annotation, biological process: angiogenesis; regulation of transcription by RNA polymerase II. Lineage: Eukaryota; Metazoa; Chordata; Mammalia; Afrosoricida; Tenrecidae. The coding region runs from base 59 to 1369 and encodes 436 amino acids. Gene Ontology annotation, molecular function: DNA-binding transcription factor activity, RNA polymerase II-specific; RNA polymerase II cis-regulatory region sequence-specific DNA binding. The transcript is spliced from 10 exons.
CCACGCUUGCUGUCGAGUCAAGAUGAUUUGAUGUCUUGUCACAAAGCCCUCGUUGACCAUGAUGGCCACGCAGACUUUAAGUAUAGACAGCUAUCAAGAUGGGCAGCAAAUGCAAGUAGUAACAGAAUUAAAAACUGAGCAAGAUCCUAACUGCUCUGAGCCUGAUGCAGAAGGAGUAAGCCCUCCCCCUGUUGAAUCUCAGACGCCGAUGGAUGCAGACAAGCAGGCCAUUUAUAGGCACCCGCUCUUCCCGCUGUUGGCUCUGCUCUUUGAGAAAUGUGAGCAGUCCACGCAGGGCUCGGAAGGCACGACCUCAGCCAGUUUUGAUGUGGACAUUGAAAAUUUCGUCCGGAAGCAGGAGAAGGAAGGGAAACCUUUCUUUUGUGAAGAUCCAGAAACCGACAAUUUAAUGGUAAAAGCAAUCCAGGUUUUACGUAUUCAUCUUCUUGAGCUGGAAAAGGUUAAUGAACUCUGCAAAGAUUUCUGCAGCCGCUACAUUGCUUGUCUGAAAACGAAAAUGAACAGUGAGACCCUGUUGAGUGGAGAGCCUGGAAGUCCGUACUCCCCUGUGCAGUCCCAGCAGAUCCCCAGUGCCAUUACGGGCACGCUCAGCCCUCAGGGCAUUGUGGUGCCCGCAUCUGCCUUGCAGCAGGGAAACGUAACCAUGGCAACUGUGGCAGGUGGCACAGUGUACCAGCCCGUCACAGUGGUCACGCCCCAAGGUCAAGUAGUGACGCAGGCGCUGUCGCCGGGGACAGUCAGGAUCCAGAAUUCACAGCUUCAGCUGCAGUUGAACCAGGACCUCAGCAUCCUGCACGCGGACGACGGCUCGGCCAAGAACAAGCGGGGUGUCCUGCCGAAGCACGCCACCAACGUGAUGCGCUCGUGGCUCUUUCAGCACAUUGGGCACCCCUACCCUACGGAGGACGAGAAAAAACAGAUUGCUGCGCAGACAAACUUGACACUACUACAGGUUAACAACUGGUUUAUCAAUGCCAGGCGACGGAUUCUUCAGCCAAUGUUGGACUCCAGCUGUUCAGAAACGCCCAAAACCAAGAAGAAAACAGCUCAGAACAGACCCGUCCAGAGGUUCUGGCCCGACUCCAUUGCCUCAGGAGUUGCCCAGGCACCACCGAAUGAGCUCACCAUGUCAGAAGGAGCAGUGGUCACAAUCACGGCGCCUGUGAACAUGAACGUGGACAGCCUCCAGUCUCUGACCUCAGACGGGGCCACGCUGGCGGUGCAGCAGGUCAUGAUGGCGGGCCAGAGCGAGGACGAGUCUGUGGACAGCACGGAGGACGACGGAGGCGAGCUCCCCGCCACCCACAUCAGCGGGCUGGUCUUGGAGAACAGCGACUCCCUGCAGUAGGGCAGGAGGGUGCCCGGCAGCCAGGACGUGGAGCAGGCGCGCCUGACUUUUUAUAGCUUGCACAGCAAACGUUUUACACACGUUUUAUUUCUAAUAUGUUUUAUAUGUAGAUAUAGAAGAGUGCACUUUUGUAUUUCAUAGUAAGCUUCAGGAGCGUCUUUGGUGGUGCCGCAACCUCCUUCAGGUGUGUGUGUGUGUGUGUGUGUGUGAGUGCGUGUGCGAGCGUGUGCGAGCGUGUGCGCGUGUGUUCAAUUUUAAGACAAUACGUUCAAGCUGUAAUUCGAGGACCGUGGUGGGUGAGGCACGCGGCUGGUGAGAUGGAGGCGGCAGCUGCUGCGCCCUCCUGGGCGCAGCCUGCGGGCCAGCUGCCCUGUGUCUGAAAGAAGCUCCUGCACCCGAACUGCCAGCGCAUGGUUGGCCGGCCAGCGGCAGCCCGGAGAGGAGCAGCGCGCGAGCUCACGGUGAAUGUGUGGCGGUUGGCCCAAGUCUGAUUUCUCUCGCCUGAGCCUCUCUCCUUUGCUAGAUAUGAAAAGAAGCGCCUAUUUUUACCUUGCUGGAAUUAUUGGAUAAAAAGCUAUUUUUAUAAAUUCAUUAUGAAUUGGAUUAUGACUAUAUUGAGGAUAAAAUUUCUAGAGAAGAAACAAUACACGCAUAGUACUUCAAAUUGGACCAAAUUCAGUGGACCUGCCUAAAGUUAGCUAGCAUUCCGCGGUUCUCUGCUGUCCCUGGGCAGGCGCUGGCGUUUGCUGCCGGAAGCAAAGCGAGUGUUCGGUGCCGGGGCAGUUUCGCCCCGUUUUCCGGUCUGUGUGCACUGCUCGGCUUGCCUCACUUGAUCUAGACACGUUUCUAAAGAAAGGUAUGUGCUCAUAGGACUUCAGGUAAGGUGAGUGGAAAUGGUAGCCAGUCAUCAGUUAUUAAAAGCUCUUAUGUUCUUAUUUUUUCCGUCUAAUUUCAAUCCGACCACACCUACGUGGUCUUCGUUACCAUGCUGGUGUGCAUCGUUUCAGAGUUUUAUAAUAUGUUAUGCAUAGAAGGUUUAUAAUAGCAACUAAUAUGAAGUGUCCUCCGCCCGCUGGCUCAGAGCUUGGGCCCCUAACAAUGCCCAGACGUGAUGACAGUGCACUCACAGCUGCCCACUAAGCGACAAGGACGAAUUCGACUGUGACGGCCGCGAGGCGCAGACUGGCCCGCUGCGGGGUCACUCCCACUUGCUCUCGGCUUUGGUGUCAAUACUUUCUCCCAGGGAUUUCCAGAGCCCGCCCCUAGGACGCGUCCACAAGGCAUCGGGGUGGGGGGUAUGUGAGCACCCAGCUUGGCUUUCCUAGAGAGAGACGAGCCCAGCUGGGCGUCGGGUUCGUUUCCUCCGCUUGGGGCUUGAGAAGGCACCCGGGCGCUGGAGCUCAGAGCGUCUGCCCUGGUGCCAGCUUCAGUGGAGUGCCCAGACUUCACUGGGCCGGGUCACGGCAGGCUUAUGGUCGCGAUCAUCAGUUCUUGAGAUCAGAAUGGUGCUUGGUUGUGAACUGAGCUGACCUUGAAAGAGGAGUGGGGUGGAGUGGGACGUAUUUUGAGCUAACAGAUGUUUUUCUGAACUGAUGAUUCUUUCUCCCCUCCCACCCCCUACCGCCACCCUCCCCCCCAAAAUAAAAGAAAAAGCCCCAUGUUAAUUAAAAUUAGUUUUGGACAUUACUCCAUAGACAACUUAGAAGGCAGCAGAAGUACAUAGAGAAUUGUUUUUAAAAGUUGAGAAUUUUAACUGUAAGAAAUACUUGGCUCUAUGUAACUCUUG